GGGGCGAAGCCUGCGAUGCACGAAAGCCGCUACGAAGUCGGAGCAACUACGUUAAAAAAAACAAAAACAAAGAAAAAAAAAACAGCAAAGAUUGGCUCAGAUAAUAAUAAUAACAAUACUAAUUUGCCUUUGAUCGUAAUGCCGUUUGAUUUGGUUUAGUUAAUUGAACUAUAUAGCGUGUCGCCGGCGUUCCCAAACAGCACUGCGUCAAUGCACUACAUUUCCCAUAAACGACUGCGGUUUAAAGCCCCCUACCCCAAGGCAUUGUGGGACUCAAGCUUAUUUGCUAAAAAGAAAAAAGAACUACAUUUCCCAUAAAUGACUGCGGUUUAAAGCCCCUUUUCCCAAGGCAAAAAUAAAAGAAAAAAGAAAGAACUACGUUUCCCAAGCUGAUGGUGCCGUAUUGUACGUCUCCUAGUUUGGUUCCUACGAGCGGAGAUUCAUUGGAACAUUUUGCAAAUAUUCAAGGAGUAAAGGAGUACAUUUUACGGCGAGGAGGACGCUCGCGUUGUCGUCGACGGUCACCAUGGCGCCCGACGGAGAGGACCGACAAACCCUGCGGGCGAAAUUUGCUGCUGCGGUUCAAGUGAUCCGGAGCUUGCCCAAACAAGGUCCUUUCCAACUGUCAGACGACAUGAUGCUGAUGUUUUGUAGUUACUAUAAGCAAGCCACCGUGGGGCCUUGCACCUUUACGAGACCAACUGGUUUCUGGGAGUCACGUGAAAAAGACAAAUGGGAUGCAUGGAGCGCUUUAGGAAACAUGACAAAGGAGGAAGCCAUGAAGAAUUAUGUUGAAAACAUCCAGCUGAUUUUGGAGACCAUGCCAAUCUCGAGUGAGGUUUCUGACUUGGUGCGGCAGCUUGGCGACUUCAUCAUGGAAGAGGACGAGGAGGAGGAGGAAGAGGAUGGCGCUGAGGAGAAUGAGCUGGACAGAAGAGCUUUCGCAGCGCAAGCAGAGCUGUUCGAGCCAAAGAAACCUGCAAUGGAAGGCUACGGAGAUCUGUGGAAUGAUAUACAAAACUUUCAAGAAGAAGAAAGUGGCAUGAGCUUUAACAGACAGGAGGCGGUAGGAUGCGACGAUGGUCGUGAACAUCUGAGAAAAAAUGAAAGUAGUGACGACGACGAAGACGAGCCGGAUGGAAAAGAGCGGAGCCCGGGGUCGAGGCGGCACACAGCGCAGGACACGGGGUGGCGGCGUUACGCCAGAGGAUCCAGCGGCAGCUCGGAGCCCAGCGUGUCGUCGUUGACCAACGGGACUCACAGCUCCCUGAACAGCGCGGCGGAGGAGGAGGAGCUGGCCUACUCCAAGGAGCUCAGCACGUGCAGCCCCGUCUGCAAGCACUUUCAUGGACACUUGACGGAUCACACUGAUGCUGGUAAGAAGAGCUGCCACUUGGCAGACUCCGAUAAUGAGGAGUUCUGUGAUUCAAUGGAUCAUCCCGCCAUCGAGAAGAUUGUGUCUGCACCCAAAAUCCAGUCAGGUGGAUCAACACCUGCUUUGGUGAAGGAGCAAGAUCUUUGGUUUGAGAGCUCCUCCACCCUUAAAGCAGAAGACUGUUCACUCCGAGGAGAUUCUUACCAUAGAGAACCUCACAAGUUUGUUCGAGAUCGUCAGUCACCAAAGACCGCUGGCAGUUCUCAGCAGCGGUUCUGCGCCUGUAACAAUGUGUCGCAAUGCACUCGUCCCAGCAGCAAGGCUUCUUGGGGGAACGUCAACGAGCAAAUAGUUGCGGCUCUUGUGAGAUUGCAGGACGACAUGGCCGAUGUGCUGCAUCGGCUGCGCGCUUUAGAGGGCCUCACUGCGGCACAGUCAAGAUCAUCACCAAGGUGUGCAGAUGCUCCACCUGCAGCACAAAAGUUUUUGACACCAUCUUGGUGGCCGUUUGACCGUUCCCCAAUUACCGUUGUGGUGACAGCACUUUGGCCUGCAGUUGCAUAUGGUCUGGUCCAGCUUUUAUCACAGCGAAAGAGACGGAAAAUCACUUGAAUGAAUCAUUGCAUUUCAUCAUCAUGACGCCUGGGUGAAAUAGCUGCACUCUUCUUUCUCUGCCUGAUGAAGCGUCAUGGAGGAAAUAGGGUUAGGAAGUGAACAUGGGGGGGGGGGAGGGAGUUCAGAUUUGAAAAGUUUGUGAGUGCUUGAUGAAUCAUCGCUCAAUUUCAGCACCACAGCACAUUAUCGCUUAUCUGAGGAACAGAGAAAAAACGAUAAAUUCUUUUGUCCUAGAGGAUCACCUGUUUGUAUUCUUUCAAUUCUCUCAAGGGAACCAUACACUGACAUAUUUGUAAACAACUAUAUAAGAUUAUGAUUAUGUUCAAUGGAAGAAAGUAAAGACAAUCUUCAUGUACAAUUUUACAUCUUGUUUAAUUGUCAGUUGCAUAGUCAAAAGUGAACACGUAUACAUCAUCAAUUGUUUUGUCUUCUGGUUGAUUCAUGCUUUUUACACAGGUGGUCCGAGUUAAAGUAACAUAGUGGCUGUGUUUGCCAGUUUGAGUUGGGUAUCCUAACUGGCAAUGGACCACUUUCAUUGACUUUAUAAAAGUGUGUACAACACAUUAUAUUAAUAAAGAGAAACUGUUGCGUGUA
This is a messenger RNA of Phyllopteryx taeniolatus (common seadragon), 2584 nucleotides long. RefSeq names its product acyl-CoA-binding domain-containing protein 5-B-like. The transcript has 14 exons. Gene Ontology annotation, cellular component: peroxisome. The record is from RefSeq and is a predicted model, not a curated record. Lineage: Eukaryota; Metazoa; Chordata; Actinopteri; Syngnathiformes; Syngnathidae. Gene Ontology annotation, molecular function: fatty-acyl-CoA binding. Gene Ontology annotation, biological process: fatty acid metabolic process; autophagy of peroxisome. The coding region runs from base 527 to 1987 and encodes 486 amino acids.